Molecule: messenger RNA, 4475 nt
Organism: Chelonoidis abingdonii (Abingdon island giant tortoise)
Lineage: Eukaryota; Metazoa; Chordata; Testudines; Testudinidae
Source: RefSeq, a predicted model, not a curated record
AUGGGUAACAGCACGUGUGUCUCUGUGUCUGUCACCAUGUUCCGUUUGUCUGCUCAGUGGAGGACUUCUAGCAGCCAGGAGGGUCAAGUGGCCAAGGUCCCAGUAAUAAAGAGCCAGCACACUGGUGACUACUACCAACUGGAGAGUGGACAAGCACACCUCAGAAUGUCAAGUGAGGCCAUCGCCAUGAGGGAGAAUGGCAAGUCAAAAGGAAAAGCAGUAGAAAGACACAAUGUUAUACUGAAAGAUGUAGACACUGAAAGGUGUUUUACAUUUUCAGAGGUGAAAGAGCCCUUCCUUCUCUGUGUCUUUCUCGGCUCUGGCAUCAGUGAAUCCUCUGCAGAUGGGAGUAAGCCACACACUAGCCAUGGUGAAAGAAGGAAUUAUCCACACACACCAGAACAUAGCCACCACAAGGUCCUUCAACAUGCUGAAACCCAGCGAGCCCAGCAAACCACUCAUAGCAGAGCCAAAGCUCAGCAAAUCCCUGCAGAAGGCCAGGAUCACAGCCUUGUUCGCACACUCCGGCGAGAAGACUGCACCAGCAGAUCCUGUGCAGAGCAGCUGCAUCUCCCCAAACUGGAUGAGCCGUACCCAUCAGACCUCGAUGCCCUGGUGCCCACCCAUGAUGAACAAGGCCAGUCGAUUCCCGAGUGGAAGAGGCAGGUGAUGGUGAGGAAGCUGCAGGUUCGGCUGGAAGCAGAAGAGGACAAGGGCAGGAAGAGCAGUGGAGGCUGUUCAGUGGAGAUGGAGGACUGGAGGUAUUCACAGGCCCACAAUGGUAUCCUGGGCCCCUUCAGGGAGCUACUGACCGAGGACGACCUACUUUACUUGGAGAAGCAGAUUGAGAAUCUGCAGCUGAGGAAGAGAUGUCAGGAGUGUGAAAGAGAGCUGGGGUGCCUAGUGGAGGAGCUGCAAACUAUCCUUCCUGCCCUCAUUGUCCAUAUCACUGUCAACAGCCAGCUCCUGCACCAGGAUGGCCAGACUCCUGGCAUGGUGAAAAGCAUGUCCGUGCUGCUCACUAAUGUAAACGGCUUGAGGAAGGAGGCAGAGAUGCCAUCGCCUAAAGAACCAUCCAGGCCUGGUGAGGGGAAGUGCCCUGCUGGAGGCAGUGCAGAGAGAGAGAUCCUGGAGUGUGGCGUCUCUGUCAGGAAGCUGAGAGGUAAUUUUGAGAAACAUGUUCUCCCAGGACAAAGAAUGGCCUUGGAGCUCCGAGGGGUGGAGGCCAUGCCUUGGGAACAAUCAGGAGAAUGCUGGUCAGGUGAGGAUCUUAUUUCUCAAAAGCAGUGGAGCACCAGUAAGAGUCAGAGAAAACUAGUCUGUGAAGAACAUGCAUGUCGAGAUAUGGAGAAUGUCAGUGACUCUGGGAUCAGCUGCAAAGAGGCUUCCUCAGAUGUGAGCAGGUCUCUUGUUCCAGUGGUAGAGCCCACUAGCCUCAGGAAAGAAUGAAUAGUGAUGCUCUUUCUAAGCUACUGGAAGAAAUCUGCUUACAUGCCUUCCUUGAAAAUCACAGCCAGGAGAAUGCUUGAGUCCCAGAGAGUCAGGAAAAUAAGAGAGGUGAAGGCUGCUGCAGAGGUCAGAAAGGAACAGAUUCCUGAGGAGAAGUCGGUGGUGGACAUGAGCAAACUGGGCUAUUUAAUUCAGCAAAGGAGCACCAUCAAGAACCUGAUUGGCAACUGGAAGGACAUCAUCUCUCAGGUGCCCUCAUGACAGAUCCGGCACCUGAACUGCCAGCAGGCUAUCUAUUCCCCAGAGCAGUUUCUGCCCCGUAUCAAAGGGGUGACCACCGAUUAUAAUAGCCUGACCCUUGACCUCUUUAUGCUUGGCUACUUCCACAUCCUGGAGCUGGACCUUCCUCAGGAGGAACGGAAAAUGAGGCACCUCCUCUGCUUUGAGGUGUUUGACCACUUGGGCAGAUACCCCUGGGAGACUGUGCGAGCGUUCCACAAGGCAGUGACUGAUGAAAUCAGUGCUGGCAAGCAAGGCUGGAAAGCCAGUUUUGAGGACAUUAAGUUCAGGGUUUUUGAUAACACCAAGGACCCAGCCAGGGAGCUGGAACCAAGCAGAGCAUCAGCAGAAAGCCCUCUAAAGCCAGUGUCCAGAGUUAGGGUUCGGAGCACUGCUCUUGAGCAGGCUGGACAUGAUCCAGGAAACUGUUCUGAGCUAGGCAGCUUCAACAAUGUUGAGAUCUGCAUGUACAUUGACCGCAGCUUCGCCUUCUGGAAGGAGAAAAAAGCUGAGAUCUUCAACUUUGAGGAGCGAGCUCUUUUGGCCAUAUUGGAACUGCCUUCCCUUGGCCUUGUGAGAGCGGGAGUUUGGGGGUUGGAUUGCUUCUGGGAUGCUGGUUCCUCCUCCUUCCCAUCUUUCAGAUACUGCAAGGAAUAUGCCUAGAAGGGCUCAUAAAUUUUUCAUGAAGCAGAUUGCCUGUCCUGAGGGAGAGAUUUUGGAACCAGCAGGAAGAUUUUCCAAGGCACAAAUGGGAAUUCGGCACCCAGCUCUCAUUGUGCCUUUGACAGUCUACUCCGAGAUUCUUCCUUUCUGCCUUUUCAGCAGUUAAGAUGUGGGAUGCCUCGUCUUUUCAAGCCAGCUGCCAUCUCUUAAACAAGACAGCUCUCCACCUAUCCCUUCCACCCCAGCCCACCCUCCUUUGCUGUGCAGACAGGUAAGGAUUAGCUAUUCCAUCUCUGGCAGGAGAAUCUCCAUGAUUCUUUGUCUGCAUAGCAUGACUUUAAACACUAUGGAAAGAUCCAGGUGGAGCUGAACUUGCCAAUGGGCUGCCCUCUGGACAAACACGCACAGACCCUAAUACCUUGGCAUGGCUUUGAGGGUACAGGGAGUAUCGAAGGACAAAUACAAGUGCAAUCAGCAAUGCCAGCAAAGGAAAUGAUUGGCAGCAGUAAAAGGCCAGCAGCCUCAUGCUAGGCUGCUGGAGACUAAUGGUCCUGCAUAUGUCACCCUUGCCCUCUCCUGACCAGUGCAGAGACUGAUAUGGACUGCACAGGGAGGUACAUGUGGACUGUAUGAGUCGAGGGAAAGUGUUAUGAGGAGCUCAGGAGAGGAGCUGUGGGAUACUAAAGCUGAGCAAUGCUCUGGCUUGGGGUGGACCUGUGGUGGUCAGCAGGCAGAGGGGGGGAAUUCCAGGGAGGAAGGGGAGGGAGGGCUCAGGUCAUCUCUGGCUCGUACUUGGAAAUUCAUUGCUGGGCUCAAGAAGGAGCUCCCCCCACCUUUUAGUGACUGGAUUGUGCAUCAUCUCAACAAGGGCCCCAAAGGGGGAAAGUAAAUGGCAGGCGUGCCACAAGUCAAAGAUUACAAAUAAGGUAAUGGAUGGGUGAUUGUGAAGCAAUGUCAGGACUGAGCCUGAUUGUCUUUUCACUUACAUGUAACUGCAGUGACUUCAGUGGGGUGACUCCUGAUUUACACAAUAGCGAGAGAGGAGAAACCUGGCACUUCGUGACCAUUUCACCUCCACAGCCUGCAUGAGUUGGGGUUCUGUAAAGAUCAAAAAUCCCCAGUGAACACCUAAGUGAUUCGUUAACAUUCAAAAGUAAUUAAAUAGCGAACAGAAAACAUUACUGAUUUACUACAAUUAUCUCCAAAAGAAAGAAUUUUUCUUCCUUGGUACAGCAUCUCCUCUUAUGAUUACAGACUGAAUCAUAUUUUCAUUUUAUAAUUGUUUCUUUAAAAAAAAGCUCACACUUUUUCUUUGUAUAAACUUUUAAAUAGCAUUGAUUUUCCCAUGGCCUGAGGCUUAAUAAACAGUUUUCUGCCUCACUGAAAUCAUCUGUUUUUCUUGACAAUUCAUUGACUUGGGUUCAUUACCUUGGGAAUCACGCAUCAAAGGGUUGGGCAUAUUCUGCACCACCUGGCGUCUUUAGAGACUGGACGUCUUUCUAAAGGAUAUGAUCGACCCCAAACCCAAGUUCUGGGUAAAGUUCUUUGGCUUGUGUCAUGCAGGAGGUCAGACUAGAUGAUUACAAUGGCCUUAAAAUCUCUGGAUCUAUGAAAUUCUGAGAUUUCACUGUUACAGCCCAGGGAUGAAGGAGGAAAAAGCUGCCCAUGUGUACUGGGAAAUGAGUAGAUAUCAAUGAGCACGCAGAAGAGUCCCAAAGGUAAGGCUGUAGACAGGGUCUCUACUCCCCAGACAGCUCUGGGCACUCUGAGGAAGCAGCACCUGAUUGUGCUCGCACUCUCAUCAGUCCUACACUGUUGUACUGUCACUCCACUUUACCCUGCUACGUGUGACCCUAGAAUCAGGCUGCCUGCUGAGGGUGGGAAAGCUACAGAUCUUGGUUCCAGUGUCACUGCUCUCUUGAUUUAUUUGUGGACAUUCCUGCGGGAGGGGUAUGGAGCCACUUAAAGGCCUUCAAUCUAAGGAAUGAGAUAAGUAGCAAAUCAUACUAUAUUUAGCCAAGAGUAAUGCAAAUGGUAGAUAGGCGAGGAAAAAAUAUAUUCACUGGACCAGAGUUAUUGACUGU